AUGAACUCAACCAGCGAAUCAUAUGAAGACUCAAAGAAGCACUCCUACUCUAUGAGCGACUACAAUCAGCUCUCCUCGAAUGGCAAUCACACGACCGAGGACGCUGAAAGUGAUUUCUCCAACGUCGAGCCACCUCCCAAGAUCAAUGUCAUGUCUCUACUGGCCAAGCAGUUUUGGCGCUACUUCAUCUUUCCCUCUUCGGCUCGAUUCAUCACCGACAACCUGCAGCUAGUGAACCCUAUUGUGAUGAAAUAUAUGAUUGCUUUUACCUCCGAUCAGGAAGCGCCAUUCUGGCAGGGCAUCUUCUACACGAUGAUAUUUGUGGUGGUCAACGUCUUCAGCAGCAUCACUUCUGCCUACCAGCAACACCGCAUGAGCAUUCUGGGAAUGAGAAUUCGAACCUGCCUUUUGGGCUCCAUUUACCGAAAGUCGCUCGUUUUGGCGAUGCACGCCCGAAAGGACUACACCACCGGUGAAGUGGUCAAUCUGAUGGCUGUCGACUCGCAAAGGUUCAUCGAUUUGCUCCCCUGGUUUUGCUACAUUUGGACGGCACCAGUUCAGAUUGGCAUUGCACUGUGGCUGCUUUGGGGAGAGCUGGGCAUCUCCGUUCUGGGCGGUCUUCUUCUGAUGAUUCUCUUUAUUCCCAUCAACGGCUACAUUGCCGGCUUGGUCAAGAAGAUUCAGACGAAGCAGAUGGCACUGAAGGACAAGCGACUGAAGGCAAUCAACGAAAUGCUGAACGGAAUGAAAGUUUUGAAGUUGUACGCUUGGGAGGAAGCAUUUAUCAAAAACAUUCAAGCCAUUCGAGUUCAGGAGCUCAAGUACAUUCGCCUGUCGGGUUACAUUUCCACCGUGUUCAACUUGAUUUCCGCCUGCUCGCCGUUCAUGGUUUCCUGUCUCACUUUUACCAUCUUCCUCUUUAUUGACCCGGAGAAGAACAAACUGACGCCUGAGAAGGCCUUUGUUUCCAUUGCCCUCUUUAACUUGUUGAGAAUUCCACUGGCUGUGCUACCAAACAUGGCGACCAACUUGAUCAUGACUCUGGUUUCAGUAAAACGUCUAAACAAGUUCCUCAACUCUGAUGAAAUUACGCCCUACAUUCACCGAAAGGUGGACAAGGUGAACGCCAUUACUGUGUCCAACGCUUCCUUCAACUGGGACCAGGUUGAGAACCACGAAGACUCAGCAACAAAACAAGAGAAGGCUCCUCAAGUCACAACCAAUGGCGAGUCAAAGGCGCCCUUUGUUGCUCAGAUCACCCUGUCUCGACUGAAUCUAAAUGUGGCCAAGAACUCGCUGGUGGCCGUGGUCGGCUCAGUUGGCAGUGGCAAAUCGUCGCUGCUGUACUCGAUUUUGGGCGAAAUGAAUCGCAUUUCAGGGCGGGUCAACAUUAGCGGCGACCUGCGACUGGCGUACGUCUCCCAGCAGGCGUGGAUUCAAAAUGAAACCGUCCGAGGGAACAUCCUCUUUGGGCUGCCCUUUGAGGAGGACAAGUACAAUCGGGUGAUUGAAGCCUGUGCUCUGAAGGCCGACUUGGAGAUGCUCACGUCGGGCGACAGCACCGAGAUUGGCGAGAAGGGCAUCAAUCUGAGUGGCGGGCAGAAGCAGCGCGUUUCAAUUGCCCGAGCCUGCUACUCGGACGCUGAUUUGUACCUGUUUGACGACCCGCUGUCUGCCGUGGACAGCCACGUUGGCAAGCACAUCUUUGACGAGGUGCUCAGCUCGCAGACGGGAAUUCUUAAGGGGAAAACACGCGUACUUGUCACCAACGCACUUUACAUGCUGCCGAAUGUAGAUCAGAUUGUGCUCCUGAAGAACGGAACAAUUGAUGAUGUCGGAACGUACGAUGGCCUGCUCAAGAAUAAUCCAGUCUUUCACGAGCUCAUUUCAAGCUACACCAACUCUAACUUGGAAGAGGAGGAGGUGGUGGAGAAAGGUGGAGAGAAGGUGACUGCAUCGAAUUUGGGCGAUGAGGCGGAUGACCACUUUGACAUUGACGAGCUUCGAGAUGCUCACGCCGAGUUGGUUCGCUCCAUGAGCAUAGGCAGCUCCGCCUCGGCGGCCAAGGAGCGAUCAAAGUCGACGCUUUCCAUUGUCAGUCAAAAGCAGCCCAGUCCUUCUAAAUCGGAAAAGGAGAGCAAGGCCAAGCUGGUGGAGGCGGAGCACGUGGAGACCGGACAGGUGACCUUUGCAGUGUACCUCAAGUUCUUCAAGUCACUGUCUCUCUUCUGGACGGUGAUGAUUCUGGUCAACUACCUGCUCAUCAUCACCGCCAGCACUGGUUCCAACUUUUGGCUGAGCAAUUGGACCGACUCGAAGGACGCUAAUGAGCGGUCGCACUUCUACCUGGCCAUCUACUUUGUCAUCGGCAUGACGCAGGCUUUCUUCGUGUGCGUCGGCUGGAUCUCCAUUGUGCGCGGCACCAUUCUCGCCUCCACCACGCUGCACUGGCGACUCCUGAGCAGCAUCGUCCACGCGCCGAUGUACUUCUUCGACACGACGCCGUUAGGGCGCAUCGUCAACCGCUUCAGCAAAGAUAUCGACGUUCUGGACUCCUACAUACAGUUCCUCCUUCGCGUGCUGCUGAACACCACCUUCCAGGUGGCGGCCANCCUCCACCACGCUGCACUGGCGACUCCUGAGCAGCAUCGUCCACGCGCCGAUGUACUUCUUCGACACGACGCCGUUGGGGCGCAUCGUCAAUCGCUUCAGCAAG
Rhagoletis zephyria (snowberry fruit fly) is the source of this 2716-nucleotide messenger RNA. Lineage: Eukaryota; Metazoa; Arthropoda; Insecta; Diptera; Tephritidae. The record is from RefSeq and is a predicted model, not a curated record.